Salvelinus sp. IW2-2015 is the source of this 1549-nucleotide messenger RNA. The record is from RefSeq and is a predicted model, not a curated record. Lineage: Eukaryota; Metazoa; Chordata; Actinopteri; Salmoniformes; Salmonidae.
CUGACGGGAAAUGUAGUUCCUACUAAAAACAUUUCUCGAAAAAGCAAUAGGUGUUGAGUUAAAAUGUAACAUUUGUUUAAUGUUCUAGCUAGUGUUAACGUGCCUGUCGUUUGAAAAUGAAAUCAACMACCAUAGUAGGUCACGUUUCAAUAUCCAUCAAUAGUACUUGGAAAAUGUUAAACACUUGUAUACAUUUGUUUUAGCUAGCUAACCAGAUUAUCACUAAAAUAGCUAACAAGCUAAUGUUAUUAGCCACGGUCCGUCCCACUUGCAACACAACGGUCUCCUGUGCUUUCCACUGUUUCAAAAUGACCUCGCCUUAUUUCGUUGAGAGUACCGCGGUAUUCACUCGGGGCGGUAACAAGACCGUACCCCAUACCGGUUUAGCCACGACGUUAAAAACUAGGAUGGAGAGGAGAGUGUUGAGGGCGCACGUGAAACAGGAGGAAGAAAAUUCGAGCGUAUCAAAUCAGAGUUUGGGACGAGACGCUUCAGAUAUUGGCUCCUCUAGGUUCCAUYGCUCAUCCAUCGGCCAAUCAAAAGCUGAGCCAGACAAAGCCCGGUCCCUGUUACYACUGGCACCCAUCYUGCGUAGGAGGAGGGGCCAGGUGAAGKUGGAAUAYGAUGGGAAGGUGGAGCCUAAACACUGGGAGCCUCCUGAUUGGAGCAAGCAGCUGUGUCAUGUGCGUCAGAUGAGGAGCGCCAGGGAUGCGCCUGUUGACCUCAUGGGGGCGGAGAAAUGCUACGACAGACACGCCCCUGAUGAGGUGCGACGUUACCAGGUGCUGGUGUCUCUGAUGUUGUCAAGCCAGACAAGGGACCAGGUGACCAGUGCAGCUCUGCAGAGACUCAGGGCUCAUGGCUGUACGGUGGACAACAUAGUCAACACUGACGAUGACACACUGGGACAACUCAUCUACCCUGUUGGCUUCUGGAGGGUAACACACACUGCCUUCAGGAAACAAUUGGUGAAGUACCUGAAGCAGACGUCAGUGAUGCUCCAGAGGGAGUUUAGAGGGGACAUCCCUAACACAGUGGAGGGCCUGGUACGACUACCUGGUGGACCCAAGAUGGCUCACCUGGCCAUGGACAUCGCCUGGCACCAGGUCUCUGGCAUAGGCGUGGACACGCACGUCCACCGUAUCUCCAACCGGCUGGGAUGGACGAGAGGUGGGACCAAGAACCCAGAGGAGACACGCAAGGCCCUGGAAGACUGGUUACCAAGGGAUCUAUGGAGUGAGAUCAACUGGUUGCUGGUGGGGUUUGGUCAACAGGUGUGUCUACCUGUCAAUCCUCUCUGUCUGUGUUUGAACCAGCACAGCUGCCCCUCCGCCCACAAGCCUCCCCAGCCAAGAGGCCUAAAGCUGGGUCACCUCGCUCCCCACACUCCUCCAAGACCUCCAGGGUCAAGCUGGAGCUUGGUUUGGGGUUACCACCCCCUCUUCGCCACAAUGGUCAAAGAGGAACCUCUGGCUACCGCCCUCUCCCCUCCUCUGCUGCCCAGAAAGAGGAAGUCCAAAGCCAAAACCUUCUCUACAUGAUACGACAG